AUGGCCUUUCAGGCGGAGGAGGAUCUGACGUGUCCGAUCUGCCAGGAAAUAUUCACGGAGCCACUGGUUCUGUCGUGCAGCCACAGCUUCUGCAGGGAGUGCCUGUUCACCUGGUGGACCGGGAAACCCGUGCAGGAAUGUCCCGUGUGCAAAAGGAGGUCGUCGCGGAGCGAGCCGCCGCGGAACCUGGCCCUGAAGAACCUGUGCGAGGCCCUGGUUCUGGAGCGGCAGCGCAGCGCGGCCGCGGGGGAGCGGCUCUGCGCUCUGCACGGCGAGAAGCUCCAGCUCUUCUGCCUGGAGCACCAGCAGCCCGCGUGCCUGGUCUGCAGGGACUCCAGGACGCACCUGCAGCACACGUUCAGACCCGUGCACGAGUUUGCGCAGGAGCACAGGACGAGGCUGCACGGCGCCCUGAGGCCUCUGAGGGAGAAGCUGCAGCUCCUGGAGCAGCUUAAAGGCAACGCCAGUCAAACAGCAGAGCACGUCAAGGUCCAGGCGACGCGCGCAGAGGCGGCGAUCAGGGACCAGUUCAGGAGGUUCCAUGAGUUUCUGCAGGAGGAGGAGGAGGCGAGGAUCGCUGCGCUGAGGGAGGAAGAGGAGCAGAAGAGUCUGGUGAUGAAGGAGCAGAUCGAGGCUCUGAACAGGGAGAUAUCAGCCCUGUCGGACACAAUCAGAGCCACGGAGGAGGAGCUGAGGGAGGACGACCUCGUCCUGCUGCAGAGCUGCAAAGCUGCAGGGAAACGAGCCCAGCAGCGCCCCCCGCUGGCGGAACACGAGCCGCUCAUAGGCGCUCUGGUGGACGUGGCCAAGCACGUGGGCAACCUGACCUUCAGGGUCUGGAACAAGAUGAAGACUCUGGUCUCCUACUUCCCCGUGGUUCUGGAUCCAAACACCGCCAACCCGGAGUUCGUGCUGUCGGAGGAUCUCACCGUCAUGCGUCACGGAGAGAGACAGAAGCUCCCCGAGAACCCGGAGCGGAUCGACUACCACCGCUCCGUCCGCGGAUGGGAGGCCCUCGCCGCGGGGACGCACAGCUGGGACGUGGAGGUGGGACACAACGCAGCCUGGUUCGUCGGCGUCGCGGCGGAGUCCGUCCAGAAGAAGGGACGCGUCAAGUCCGGGUUCUGGCAGGUCGAGUUCUUCAAUGGCAAAUACUGCGCGCGCUGGUUGGGAGACGCCCCCGCUGCGCUGCGCGUGAAGAAGCGGCUGCAGCGCAUCAGGGUGCACAUGGACUGGAGCCGAGGGAGGCUGUCGUUCUCCGACCCCGACAGCGGCACGCACGUGCACACCUUCACGCACGCCUUCACCGAGAAGCUCUUCCCGUGUUUGGGGACGUUGGAUGAGCAGCCCCUGAGAAUACUGCAAGGCAAGAUCUCUGUGACGAGAGAGAGCUCGUAGAAGAGGCUUCAGCGUCCGGAGGUUGAGCGCGUCACCGCGUUCGUAUUCGCAAUAACAUUUUAUUGGAGCUCAUUUCUGCAUUUCAUGCUUCUGUUUAAACUUUACCUCCACUUCUGUCCUUCAUCAGCCAAUUACUGGGUCUCUGAGGGUCAGUGAAAACAGCUGGACUCGAUCAUAAACACGUGAUAAAAGCUGAGGUGUGAACAGUAAAUACCACUGGACGCCUUUAAACCAUAAACACGAGCGUAAGAACAAGAUGUGUGGUUUCUCCUUAAAAUAGAUGUUUUGGGACCUUCACUGAGCGCUUCUUUACGUCACAGAGCAGCUGCAGGUUUUGUUGCCGUCCUUUCGUCUGCAGGGACUUUGUUUAAAGACACUGGAGCCUCUAAUGGAACAGAAAUCCUCAUAAUGUCAGUUUGAUCAUAGAGAAUUCUUCCUCCUGAGACUCUAAAAGCACUGAGUGCUCGUCAAAUCACUGUAAGAUCGAUGGAUUUUAAUAAAUAAUUACUUGAAAUCUUG
Messenger RNA from Betta splendens (Siamese fighting fish), 1917 nucleotides. RefSeq names its product nuclear factor 7, ovary-like. NCBI's taxonomy places the organism in Eukaryota, Metazoa, Chordata, Actinopteri, Anabantiformes, Osphronemidae. The coding region runs from base 1 to 1398 and encodes 465 amino acids. The record is from RefSeq and is a predicted model, not a curated record. Gene Ontology annotation, molecular function: protein binding; zinc ion binding. The transcript has a single exon.